This is a messenger RNA of Neohortaea acidophila, 2749 nucleotides long. RefSeq lists its product as uncharacterized. NCBI's taxonomy places the organism in Eukaryota, Fungi, Ascomycota, Dothideomycetes, Mycosphaerellales, Teratosphaeriaceae. Bases 167 to 2647 code for a protein of 826 amino acids. The transcript has 3 exons. The record is from RefSeq and is a predicted model, not a curated record.
GAGCGGGGCGCACGAAGCAGCUACCCAGGCGGACGCACGUUUCUUCUGCGCCCGCCCAUCGAGGCGCAGCCCAAAGGCUACCUUUGCCUGCGACCACCCGCCUUUUCGACUCCGCUUCAUCCAACAUCGUCCGCAAGGCUGACCACCCCGUCCACUCACCGGAAACAUGUCUCGCGUGUCUCGCGUGGUAUAUAGAGAGAGCGACUCGCGCGAGUAUGAGGAGAAGCCUCGCAAGACUUACACCACCGUGCGACGCUACCAAGUUCCCGACACUCAGUCGUCCAGCAGCAGUGAAGAGGAGGAAACGAAGACGAAAGAGAAGAUCACCAUCCGACGCGAGCGCUCCUCACAGCCCCGCGAGCGCGAGAGAGACAGCGAGGACAUCAACAUCCGCAUUUCCGAACGAGAGCGUGACGGCCCACGAGGAGAGGACUUGCGCUUUAGUGAGCGCAUCAACAUCUCCGAGCGCGAUCGCAACCGAGGCCGUGGUAGCAACUACCGCGUCGUGGAGAAGGAGAGCGACUUUGAGGAAAGUCGAUCUCGCGCCAACUAUCGCUCCAGCGAUUAUCGCAGCUCCACGAACGACGGCCCGUCGCAGAAACGAACAACGGAAUACCGCGUCGAACGGGAUCGUUCAUUCUCGCCUCCCAGUCGACACGGCCAUCGCAGAGACGAUUCCUACGAGGUGGAACGAUACGUCAAGGAGACUGAUUACUACGCCCCCGAAAGACCGGCCGCGCCACCCAUCAUCAUUCGCGAGAGGAGCAGAGACCCUCCGCCUCCCAUCAUCAUCCGCGAGUCGGCCCCGCAGCCAAUCAUCAUCCGGGAAGAACGUCGAGAGCCUCGUUAUGAAUUUGUCGAACGCGAACGAGACGAAAGCAAGUCGGUGGUGAAGAGUGAGAAGAGCGAGUCCCCAAAGCAGCCUCCUGCGUCGGUGGCAGCGUCCCGUCGCUCGACGCACGCUCCACCUCCGCAACAAGAGCAACAGGAAGGUGAUUAUUUCUACGAACGUCGUAUCAUUGAACGCGAUCGUCCACCACACAGAAGACAGGAUCACCACAGUCACGAAAUCCAUCCAAAAGACAGCGCGUCGAAUUACAGCAGUGACGACAGUUACGAGCACGUCCGCAAGUCCACCACAUACAUUGAAGACCGCGACCACAGCCCACACCAUAAACGCCAUCUGGCCGAAGGCGCGCUCGUUGGCGCUGCUGCGGGCGAGAUUUACCGGCACCAUCGAAUGUCGCAAGGAAGGCCUGGCAGCGGGCGCAUCGUGUCUGGUCUGGGCGGUGCUGCUGUUGGCGCUUUGGGCGCUGAAGCCAUCACCCGCUGGAGGAGCAGGAGUCGGCGCCGUCGCUCGGAAAGCAGAUCCAGUGGAGGCUCUGAUCGAUCACGGCACACCCGCCGCGAUCAUCGUGGCAGGCGCGACAGCUACUCUCGUUCGCGCUCUCGUUCCAGGUCUCGGUCGAAAUCGCUGUCGGGCAGACGACUGGCUGGAUAUGCCGGAGUGGCGGCGCUGGGAGCGCUCGGGGCGUAUGCGUUGACCAGGAACAAAAACAAAGACACAAUCAUUGUCAACGACGGCGGGAGGCCUGGACGUCGCCGUUCUGCGCGCCGAUCUCUGAGUGAAGAUGGCUUCGUCAGAGAUGUGCGGGAAGACGAUAAGCAUCGGGAUCCUCAACAUCGCAAUCGUCGAAUCGCACAAGCUGGUCUGGCAACCGCGGCAGCUGCUGCUGUAGUCGAGCGAGUGCGAUCGAAGAGUCGCGGUGGUCGCCACAAAGACCAGUCCCGGUUCCACCAGGGCGUCCCGAUCGUGGCCGCUGGACUCGGUGGCGCGGCGCUGGCGGGCUUGUACGAGAAGAACAAGGCGAACAAGGAGGCCAAACGAGACGCCAUCAUCCAAGAUGAAAUGAACAGAGGCAGGCGCGGAAGCAGGUCGAGAAGCAGAUCCCUCGGUCCUAAUGCGAGAUUUGACGACCAAGGCUACGGAUAUGGAAAUGAUCCUGUCUAUCGCGACGCCCCUCGCGAUGUCUACAGCGACGAAGACCAGCCUGGACAGUAUAGAAGACGGGGAGGCAGCGCCGGCAGCAGUCCAGACAAUCGCUAUCGCAGACGAAGUCGGUCCAGGAACGAUAGGGGUAUGGCAGAAGCCGGGGCAGCAGCUGGUGCAGCCGGAGUUGCAGCCCACGAUAUGGGGGGCCAGCAGCAGCCCGGUGCUCAACAUCGAGAGUACCAAGAAUACGGCGACCCCUUCCACGGGCAUGGGUAUACGCCCAACGCUUAUAACGAUCCGCCGUCGGGAUACAUACCGGACGGCCAGGCAACAUACCCGCCACAACCGCAAACCUACCCAGCAGCACCCUACUUUCCCCCGCCGCCCAAUGGCGACAAUGCCUACUCCUACUCCCCUCGAGCAGGGAAUGCAUAUCCUGCGUACAACCCAGCGGAGUGGGCGCAAGGCGCCGCGCCGCCUCAAGCUCCACCAAAUGCAGCCGGUGGUGCGGCACGCGACCUCAACACCCCCAACAACGCUCCCGGCCCGCAUGAUCCGUAUGGCGGUAUGCCAGGGGAUCAACAGCCACCGCCCCCAGGCGAUGAUGGAGGGAGACGAGGCCGAGGAGGAGCAGACACCCAUGAUAUGCGCUAGACAACGCCCAACGCGCCCGCUCCACCAGCCGCGUGCGCUUCAACCUCGACGCAAACGAAGCGCACUCGCCCGAAAAGCAACGCAAAAAAGAAGAACGCUACA